AAUAGCACAUCUUCAUAUCAGCAUCCAUUCCACAGUUGCCUACCAUCAGCUGCGCACCAGAGACGGGCGAUAACUAGGAUAUGUCAAGGCGCGCGGAUGCUUUUGCUUGAUUAAUGCCUUUUCUUUCCUUGGAUUGUACUGUAUUAUGUUUUUUUUAUCUGCAUUUUCCAAGAUGGUUUAUGAGGUUUUACCUUGAUGUGCACAAUAUCAAAUGAAUUGGCUGCUACUGUUUAGGAAGCCAUCACUGCAGUGCCAUUAUUUUUUCAUUUACUGGAGGACAACUAUCACACUGCAAUUUUCACCUAGCUGAGAAGGAGAGCCAAGUGCACAGAGAGAAUCUGCUCAGACCGACUCCUGAUCCAUCCAGUACGUACCUUCCUGUCAGUACUAUAAGGACCUACCGUGGCAUUAGAUGCCUGAGAGGAACUGACGCUUGUAGCCAGGGUCUCCCAGCUCAGAAGCAUUGAGAUCCUCAGGACCUCCCGCCGUUCUCUCUGGUCGGUCAUCCACUAACCCAGAGAGGCUAACGCCCCUGGAUAUUGCUACUCAGUCACCAUGGGAACCGUGCUGUCUCUCUCGCCCAGCUACAGGAAGGCGGCCCUCUUCGAAGAUGGGCCAGCCACAGUGGGCCACUACGCGGCCGUUCAGAACAGCAAGAACGCCAAAGACAAGAACCUGAAGCGUCACUCGCUCAUCAACGUUCUGCCAUGGAAGCGGAUCGUGGCUGUGUCGGCCAAGAAAAAAAGCUCAAAGAAGGUGCAGCCCAACGCCACUUACCAGAACAAUGUAACCCAUCUCAACAACGAGAACCUGAAGAAGUCUCAGUCCUGCGCCAACCUGUCCACCUUCGCUCAGGACCAGAGCACCCCGACCCCCGUCAAGAGUUCCAACAACGCCGCCUCGUCAGUCAAGAAGGCCCCGCUGACCAACUCUAAUGCAGCCCCCGGCACGCCCAAGAGGGUUAUCGUCCAGGCCUCCACCAGCGAGCUCCUGCGCUGCCUGGGUGAGUUCCUGUGCCGGCGCUGCUACCGACUGAAACACCUGCCCCCCACUGACCCGGUGCUGUGGCUGCGGAGCGUGGACCGCUCGCUGCUUCUUCAGGGUUGGCAAGAUCAGGGGUUCAUCACCCCGGCCAACGUGGUGUUUGUCUACAUGCUGUGCCGCGACGUGGUCUCCUCCGAGGUGGCCAACGAGCACGAGUUGCAGGCUGUGCUGCUCACCUGCCUUUACCUGUCCUACUCAUACAUGGGCAAUGAAAUCUCCUACCCGCUUAAGCCCUUCCUGGUGGAGAGCUCCAAGGAGACCUUCUGGGACCGCUGCCUGUCCAUAAUCAACCUGAUGAGCGCUAAGAUGCUCCAGAUCAACUCGGACCCGCACUAUUUCACCCAGGUGUUUGCCGACCUAAAGAACGAAAGCCAGAAGGAGGAGGAGAGGAACCGCUUGCUCAUUGGUCUGGACCGGUGAGGGUCCCGGGGCUCAGGGAAGGGAAACCAGGGGAGGAGAGGGAAACCAGGGGAGGAGAGGGAAACCAGGGGAGAGGAGGGAAACCAGGGGAGAGGAGGGGCCUACUCCAGUUUGGUAUUUCAAAAUGGGGGAGGGGGAUUGGUUGAGGGAGUAGGAAGAGGGGAGUGGGGAAGCUUUGAUGGGAAGAUAUUCAUUUUUAGGGUUAAUUUGGCUCAGAUAUAGCCAAAAAGUUUUAGAUUAUAAGCAUGUUUGAGAGCUAACAGUACAACAGUCCACUGAAAGAGGGACAUAGGAGCACAGUUUGAUGAAAAAAAACGAAAACAUUUUAUGGUAAAAAUCCUAUUUAUCUCAAGUUUUCUGAAGACCAAACUAAUAUUUUUCGAAGGAAAGAGAAUUGCAUUUUGACUUCACUUUUGACACCUAACAAAAAUGCCAGACUCGGAUACAUUCUCUGCUUACGUACAUGUAUAAAUACAUUGAAAAAUACAAAACUGACAAUGGAAAAAAACAAACAAUAGAAAAGGAACACAAAUCUACAGCUAUGAAUGUGGAGAGGACUGAGGCUGCACCACCCUACCAACCACCUGCUGUUUGUUCUGACUGUCUGAGAUGCACUGCCUACAACGGGAUGGUAAAGGGCCCUUGCGUGACUGGGCUAGUGUUCACAUCAACAGACAAGCUGCAAUGCUGGCUCUUUAGACUGUGAAGUGAAAACCCAUGUACCCCCACUGCAAGGAAGGAUAUGGACUCGACAGUUGUGCUGCAGUGCAAACAGUAUCUGAUCUGAAUGGAAAAGUGGGGGCACGGAACCUGGAUUCAUGCUGAUGUGGCUUUGUUUGUGACUUGGCGAGAGGGGUUUGGUGGAGAAAGAUUGUUUCAGAAGGACUUGACAACAGACCUGAAUUGCAUUGUGGGCUUUUUAUUUAUUUUAUUUAUAUUUUUUUUAUUUUUUUUUACAACAAGACAAUAGGACAUGAGGAAAUACAACAUCAAACACAAGGCUUGAUUAUCACACUACGUGUUAAGACCUACUUUAUUUUCAUCUCAGAAAAAAACUCUUCAAAUGCUCAAGCCCAGGGUGGCUUAUUUAUUGAUUUUCUUAAAAAGCUUUUAAUUUUUACUUAGAAAUAAUAAACUAAUGCACGUGUGCCAUGCCAUUUUUCUUGAAUUUCCGAGGACAAUAAUUACUUUACUUUUUUCCAUUUGAUCUGUAAUUAAACCAACUGCAUCUGCAUUAGAGAAUGCUGUGAGAAAAGUGAAAACUAGUUUAUUUAGCUAUGCUUGCUAAAAUAGGCUAUUUGUUUACCAAGGAAUCAUUUUGUAUUUUUUGUCUAAAGGUUGUAUCUAAAAACACUUUGGAAUGAAGGUCCAUAUUCUGCUACAAGACAUUUAGCUUUAACAAAUGUUUAGCUAGUGCCAUAUCUUUGAUGAAAAUCCUGUAGGUCUGAAAACACAUCAAAGAUGUCCCACAUGUUGAGUGAUUGGGUGGAUUUCCAUCUAAUAACUCAUUGAAACUUGAUUUAUUUGUUAUCUUGCCACAUCCCUUGUAAUCAAAAGAUCAUGAAUAAAUGAUAAAUUGGUCUGUUUAAAAGAACCGGAUAUGAAAGAAUGGGUUUUGUGAGCUUAUCUUUGGUGGGAAUGAAGAUUGAUGGUUGUUGCAAAUGAAUGUUGCAGGGAAUAAGCUAUAGAUUGACCCUAGAUUAAAAAACCAAUAAAAAGUCUGACCAUCGCCAAAGUAACUACCACAUCAGAGAGACCUUGAGUAAAGACAAAGACCCUAGAACCCUAGACACAGAGCAAUCUCAAACCCAACACACCACCCAGCUCCACAUAUCAACAAGACAACAUAACCAUCAGCCAAUGGCAGGCCAUUUCACUCAGAACCACAUCAGAGAAUGUGACAGGUAGCCAUCCCUGGAAUAAUCUCUCAAUGCCAAUAUUAAUCAAAUCUAAGACAAUUUUUUUCAGCUGGGGAGGAGAUGAGAUUAGGUUAUACUGUAGGUUAUAUCCAAGUUGACCUCCAUGGAGAUAAUCAGGUUUUCAAUCAGCUGAAGCCACUCCGAGAAAUGGAUGAGCAUAGAGGGCAAUAGGAACACCAUGACUACAUCUACGUGAGAGCAAAUGGAGCAGUCAAGGUACAUGGCUAUCAUUUCCAUUGAAUAACUGUAAAGGCUAGAAACUGGUAGAAUGAUAGCACCUCCAUCUCCAAUAACUAAUAAGAAAGGGAGGUGGUAGGUUUUUCUGUCAACCACUGCUACAGUGUAUGUUGUAAGAGAUAAGUGGAAUUGAAUCCACAGUUUUAACAGGAAUAAGUUGUCAAUAGUAUACAUAUACUAAACUGGACCUUGGGGAUUUUUUUUUUUUUUUUAAAUCGAACAAAUCAAAAUAAUAACUUUGAUAACGAGUAUAUGCCCGCUUUUCAUCAUCUCAACAGUGAGAAAUGAUGCAUGCUUUGUUUCAUAGUUGUUUCUCAAAUUUCUUUCUGGAAAUGCUAAAUGGCGUAGGAUUUUUUCUAAAUGAAAAAAAGGCUAUUCUCUUCUCUCAUGUGAUGAAGGUUGUUCUUAGGGACUGUUGGUUGAUAUGAUCAUCUCUCUCCUCUGCUGUAUCAGUUGGAGUCAAAGAGAAAAAUGACUGGUGCAAGUGGACACGUAUUGUGGAGCAGUACCGUGGCAUUGUUCCUUGUCACGGGGAGAUGAAAUGCAAUGGGAAAUGGGUUGUUGUGUGUUGUGUAGUGCAAUGGGGGGGGACACACGCACUUUGGACAGGCUACUGCUCUGGGGAAAAGGCAGGGCAUGUGGGGUCAAUGGUUAAAAGUAGGGGAAUCUUGACUCUCUCGCCCCAACUCACUAAAAUGUGCCAUUUUUUUCAAUUGUAUCACUGAGUAGUUGUUUGAAAAAGACUUGAAAAAUCUUACAAAAAGGGAGAGAAAAAAUACGUGAUAGUUAGAACAUUUCUGUUGACUUCUUUUUCUGUAUCUUGUUGUGUACUUUGUAGAACAAAAAAGAAACAGUGUUAAAGAACUUCAAAAGGGUAUUUCAUUGACUGCAUGUGUGGCGAGUGUGUAAGUGUGUGUGUGUGUGUGUGUGUGUGUGAGAAUUUAUUUGUACAGAAGAAUGUGUGAAGUUUGUUUUCUUAUGACCAAUAGGAAGUGGAAAAAGAGGAUACUCUACACUGAUAGGCUACCAGUUAUUUUGAAAAAAGCCUUUGCUGUAAUUGAACCUUUUCCAGUUUGUUUCCGCUUACUUUAAUUUAUUUUUGUACUGUGAUGGAAAAUAAAAUGCACUGAUUGCUCAUGAUGCACAAA
Messenger RNA from Salmo salar (Atlantic salmon), 4768 nucleotides. RefSeq names its product cyclin-dependent kinase 5 activator 1. The record is from RefSeq and is a predicted model, not a curated record. Gene Ontology annotation, biological process: brain development; axon guidance. Gene Ontology annotation, cellular component: protein kinase 5 complex; growth cone; cytoplasm. Gene Ontology annotation, molecular function: protein kinase binding; cyclin-dependent protein serine/threonine kinase activator activity. Lineage: Eukaryota; Metazoa; Chordata; Actinopteri; Salmoniformes; Salmonidae.